GGCAAGUUUCUCUAUCUUUUGUCAUGAUCUAGGGUUUCGCACACUUCUUGUAUUGUAAUAGAGCUUAGCUGAUUCUGUCUUGCUACUCCGAUGUCUCUUUUGUUGUAAAUAAUUAUACUUCUCUGUCUGAGCAUGUGUUCACUGAAGAAGAAGAGAAAAGAAUACGGACAGCAGCUGCUGCAAGCCAGACCAUGAAAGUUCAUCCUCAUCGUCUUCCCAAUCGAUCGACCUACUCAAGGCUCUAAUCCCCAAUUAUCUCCUUUAGUUCCCUUAACUAUAAUCCACAAAAUUACUCAAUCCUUAUUCUUGUCUCGAUCGAGUUUCAAUAGAAUAGAUUAAUCAAGCUAUGAUGGGGAGCCAGGGAGGCUCUGAGUGCUCAAAGACAAGUCCCUCGGAUAAACAAAAUGAGGACGGAAGCGAAAGCGGGGAGAAUUACGGCAAUGGAGAAAGUAGUAAACCGAAAAACAACGGAGGAAGCUCAAGCAAUAGCACAGUUGAAGAAGGUGAUCAAAAGAAGGUAUCAGUUAGACCUUAUGUUAGAUCCAAGAUGCCUAGGCUCCGAUGGACAACGGAUCUUCAUCUUCGUUUCAUCCACGCCAUGGAGAGGCUUGGUGGUCAAGAUAGAGCUACACCAAAGUUGGUUCUUCAGCUGAUGAACAUUAAGGGACUAAGUAUUGCACAUGUCAAGAGCCAUUUACAGAUGUAUAGAAGCAAGAAGAUCAACGACGCAGGCCAAGUACUACCGGAUCGUCAAGGCCGUCUUGGUGAAUGUGGAGAUAAAAAUAUUUAUAACCUCAGCCAACUCCCCAUGCUUCAAGGAUAUAAGUUAUAUAACCGAAGCCACACUACCAGCUUCAGGUUACAAAUUAACAUUUUACUCAAAUUAAAUUAACAUUUCCCUUAACUCAAAUUACUAUUUUCAUGUACAUAUAUAUGAAUUGAAUUUCACAAAAGAUUCUUUCUUUCUUGAUUUUCCCAAGAUAUGGAUCAUACGGGGAUGCGAAUUCUUGGAACGCGUUUGAAAAUCCAGGGUUUUCGAGAUGUAGCACUGGCUUUCAAGGCAACUGGAGAACUAGUAGUACUAGUAAUAAUGCUUACAAUUAUCUGACAAGUUGUUCAUUUGGUGAUCAUCCACAAUCGUCCUGGAUUACUCGUACACUGAAAGAAGAUUGCCAACUCUAUAACAUCCGUGAGUCCUUGAAACCAGGGGAACUCAGCACAAGUUUCAACACCAACCAUGGCCCCUUUCAAGAUUCCGACACUGUAACCAAGAAUCUAGUACAAGAUCAGUUGAAGACGUUGAAACGAAAGGCUUCGGAUUGCCACGAUCUUGAUUUGGAUCUGUCUCUCAAGCUAACAUCAAGGAAGAAUGAUGAGGAUCAUACUCAUGAAGUUGAUAGUAGUCUGUCACUGUGUUUGUACUCACCACCCACGUCCUCAAAGCUCAGAAGUUUGAAGGAAUGAAGUUGAAUGAGAAAGA
Molecule: messenger RNA, 1480 nt
Organism: Pyrus x bretschneideri (Chinese white pear)
Lineage: Eukaryota; Viridiplantae; Streptophyta; Magnoliopsida; Rosales; Rosaceae
Product: transcription repressor KAN1-like
Exons: 4
Coding region: 347-892 (181 amino acids)
Molecular function (GO): DNA-binding transcription factor activity; DNA binding
Source: RefSeq, a predicted model, not a curated record